Emys orbicularis (European pond turtle) is the source of this 186-nucleotide messenger RNA. It is a transcript of the gene SMIM3, whose product is annotated as small integral membrane protein 3. Lineage: Eukaryota; Metazoa; Chordata; Testudines; Emydidae. Bases 1 to 186 code for a protein of 61 amino acids. The transcript has a single exon. The record is from RefSeq and is a predicted model, not a curated record.
AUGGAAGUCAUGAGCAGCCCAAAUCCCACCAUGUCUGCCAUCCCCAAGCACAUCCUGGACAUCUGGGUCAUCGUGCUGAUCAUCCUGGCCACCAUCCUGGUCAUGACGUCCAUGGUGCUGUGCCCGGCCACGGCUGUCAUCAUCUACAGGGUGCGGACUCACCCCAUACACAACGGGGUCGUGUGA